AUGCGUCAGGGGCAUCAUCGUCUGAGCCUUCAGCAGAGUGCGGGGCCCCGGGCGGCGGGGCCGGCGGACGUCAGCGCGGCGGACAGUGCCGAGGCCGACGCUGGGCCCUCGGCGAGGGGGCACGAGGAGCGCCCUUCUGAAAGUUUACACAACGCGGUGGGGGAGUCGUGCGGGCAGAAGCAAGUAAAAUGCGUUAUCCCUCGGGCACCGCGACGGAAUUUGCACCUUAUUCGUAGCCACGCACCAGCAGCUGCGGCCCCCAAGAAGGAACGAGGCGGCCCAUUUUGUUUUUCGCGCGGUUUCUCUUCAGAGCCCGUGGAGCUGCAGAUUGAGGGACUCUCCUUCCUUGUUGGGAGGGCCACGUUGUACCUGUGGUAUUCGGUGAUUAUUUCCGCUGCGGUUGUGCAGAGUAUGGACUUUCUUGCCUGGGGCUUGGUGAGCAUCUGUGGCGAGGAAGUGGCUGAUUUGCGCCACUACGACAAGUGGACAAGUCCGUGCGUAACAAGCACGGCGGAAAACACCACGGAUGGGUUGUACACUAUUCGUUGGGAAGGAGGACCAUACAAGAAAGGCUUUGAUGACAGCUCAGUGCGCUUCACGAGAGUGGUUCUCAGCCUGGCAAACGCCGAGGACUGGGGCAACGGCACGGAGACAGUGCGUAGCUACAACAUCACGGCGGUCAUUCCUUAUGAUGUGGUGUCGGGUGAUUUUUCCGCGCUUUCGUUCACCGUCACGUGUACCCGGAAAUCGCCUCGCUGCAGUCAAUUCGAUCUCCCCGCUGAGGUCGUUUUAAAUAAUACCUCAACCGGGAGAAAAUCACUGACACUUAUUGGAGUCCCGGCCCCUCUUGCCCGCGUCGUCGGCAAUUCCUCCGUUGGAGUUGUGUUUCAGAAGUAUGCCUACUCCCAGGGCGUAUUUAUCUGGAGGUAUUUAUUUUUGCUGCUUUCGUUUUUGCACUUCUUGCGCUUUAUUGUGUACAAAAAAUUCACUAGUACACUGCACGAGCAGAGUUGGGUGGUGGUGCUGCAGCUCGCACUCUUCUGGUACCUAAACCCUCUCUAUGCCUUGAACUACUCCAAGGGGCGGCCGUCGUUGGUGCUCCACUUUUUGGAGUCGCACUUCCCCACCUGGUUUGUGGCGGUGUACGUGGGAUUUAUGCUCUCCGCCAUCACGGCCACGAUGCCGUGGACACCGCCAACGUACGAGCAGCAGCCAGGGGUGUAUAACAUCCUGACUCUGAGCGGCAUCAAGGGAUAUUUCUGCCACAGCGCCACUGUGUACGACCCGCCAUUGUGGACAAAGUGGUUGGUGGUGGCGUACGUCCUCGUUAUCAUCGUCUUGGACAUCGUUGGGGAGUCACUGCACGCCGCGGGGUCGCUAGAAAUAUGGGGGGACCCCCUUCACUCGAUCCACUACGCCGUGGCGGUCCUCCUCCUGCUUGGGUGCGCUGUUUGUUGCGUUUUGCUCGUCCAUGUGCAUCGCAACAUGGGCGCAAAGUCGUACCUAAAUUCCCGGCCGCAGCAGUUGGCCUCCCGUUUUUUGAUUCUCAUCUUCGUGACCUCGCUACUCUACUUCGUGUUCCACAUUAUUAUCUUCUUCCUGCGCUACCGCACCAUCCCUGGCAUGACGGUGACCCAGCCCAUGAUCCAGCUCCCGGCCCUCAUGGUCUCCGUCUUCCUUGUGAACAUCAUGACACUCAUAUACACCACCCGGAAGCGCGGCGACCUGGUGCCGGUUCACCCACGCGAUGAGCGCUGGAAGCUGAUGGUGUGGCCCGACACGUGGUACCGUUGGCUCUCCCGCCACGGUGGGAGCAUGUACAUUUUUCAUACGGAGGCGGAGGAGCUGACGUUUAACUGGAACCAGAUCGGCUACCGCAAACGACAAUACAAGGCGAAGACGAUGCGGCGGAGGGGGCGGUGGAGCGGGGCGUCCAUCCUCAGGCGUGCACUGCCACGGGCGCUGGCGCAGCGACUGCAUCAUUCACACGCCGACGCUGAGCCCGCUCCGGAAACGCCGGAGGCUUGCAGCGCCCAGGCGAACUCUUGCUCCGCCUUUGCCUCUCUCCGCACGGAGUCGCGCGAGCACCCUACGAUUCUCAACAUGGACCGCACCUCCACCAUGUUUCUCCCGACCCGGACGCCCCGGAAUGCCCCCUUCGCGGGGCGACAGGGUCUCCACAGCCAAGUGAGUUUCAGAGAGGGAAAUGAAAGUGAAGCCGAGGAUAGGAACUUCGAAUCACUGACAGAACGGCAGUCUACCGACGAUGUUCCCCUGCGCGAGGCCGAGGGGCGACGGGGGCGGCCGGCGCCACCGCAACUAGCGCCGGGUUUACAAAAUUCUCUUGCAUGCGGAGCCGGGGAAGCGCCUUUUGCAGCUUCGGAGACCUCCCCGAUAGGUCCGCAGCGCCGCCGCCACGCAAGAGCCGCGGUGGAGGACGAUAACGCGGCGGCGGCGGCGCAGGAGGAGGCGGAGGACAGCAAGGAGGAUGAUGGGUACGACCUUUCGCGGAAUAUGGCGUCGCGCACCUUUGGCCGUGCGCGUGAAAAGAUGGACUCCCUCAUGCGGGGUGCGGAGCGGACCUUUAUUUCGCGACCACUUGAUGCCUUUGAGCACUUUGAGACGUUUGUCCUUGAAGCAGCCGCGCGACCCUUCCGGGAGGUUGACUAUCUUCCCUUUUUUAACCUUGAGACGGCGAUUGGCUGCUUUAACUUGUCCUGGGAGGCGUACGGAACCUCGCAUCGGGGGGAGGGGGGGGUUUUGCGGCGGCGGCCGUUUUCCCUGUCGCGUUUGUGCUGCAGCUGCUGCUCCGCCGCCGACUCCUCCUCGGACGGUGAGGUGCGGGUGCCCAUUGCGGAUUCAGAAGCGCCAGCGGCGACCGCACGGCACGAGCCACACCCCUGUGAGGACGAGGGCGGGAACCGGGUCGAGCGCAGUGCGCAACAGGGCCAGGCGGAUCCCAACGCCCCACCGCCCAUCGAUGUGGAGCGCUACGGGUACCGUCUUUGUGCCGUUUUAGAGGCCAUGGAUGUGCAGGUGGUCAUUUCGGCCCUAGACAGCGCCGAUGCAGUUGCCGAGGGCAAAGCUCCCCGCAUUGUCAUUGCUUUUCGGGGCACGAUGAGUAUGAGCAAUGCCUGGCAGGACUUGCGCGUGCGUCGAGUGGUGUGGGACGAAAUGGUGGAAGGAGAACCAGGACUCUCCCGAGACAUGUGCUGUGAGACGAAACCGACCGUGCAUGUGGGAUUUCUCUCCAUUUGGAACGCCCACCGUGAGCACGUCUGUGGGAAGUUGUGGGAGGAGCUUUCAGCCAACCCUUCCACAGUGUACCGUGUGUAUUGCACAGGCCACAGUCUUGGCGGCGCGCUUGCGACGCUCUGUGCAUAUAGUGUGUGUGGACUGCUGCGCCGAAACAAUUACGCUCUCGCGGAGGUGACGGUUUACACCUUUGGGCAACCGCCACUUGGCAAUAAGGUCUUUCAGACGGCCUACAACAAGGCCGUUCCACGCACGUUUCGAGUCGUGAAUGAGAGUGACUUGGUGGGAUCAAUCAGCAUGUACGGUUCGCACAUUGGCGUUGAGGUGGACAUUGACCGCCACGGCAACUACAUCUGCAAGCCGACGUACAUGGAGCAACUGUUUCGUCCUAUGAAGGGCAAGGGGUUCGCGGUUGAAAACCACCUCAUGGAAAGUUACAGCGUCUCCUUGAACGCUGUUGCGAAGGGAACGAGCUGUCCAUCCGUGGCCUACGCGAGGGAAGGCGACGGCGGCGGCGGCGGCGGCGACCACGACGCUGCGAGUGAUGGGGCAGCGCCAGGGCCGAGCGAGACUGAGCAUACGGGUUGA
Trypanosoma conorhini is the source of this 3843-nucleotide messenger RNA. Its product is annotated as putative lipase domain protein. Gene Ontology annotation, biological process: lipid metabolic process. The transcript has a single exon. NCBI's taxonomy places the organism in Eukaryota, Euglenozoa, Kinetoplastea, Trypanosomatida, Trypanosomatidae. The record is from RefSeq and is a predicted model, not a curated record. The coding region runs from base 1 to 3843 and encodes 1280 amino acids.